This is a messenger RNA of Amphiprion ocellaris (clown anemonefish), 5365 nucleotides long. Its product is annotated as neuronal acetylcholine receptor subunit alpha-7-like. Gene Ontology annotation, cellular component: neuron projection; postsynaptic membrane; synapse. The coding region runs from base 1038 to 3005 and encodes 655 amino acids. Gene Ontology annotation, molecular function: acetylcholine-gated monoatomic cation-selective channel activity; transmembrane signaling receptor activity. The record is from RefSeq and is a predicted model, not a curated record. NCBI's taxonomy places the organism in Eukaryota, Metazoa, Chordata, Actinopteri, Pomacentridae. Gene Ontology annotation, biological process: chemical synaptic transmission; nervous system process; monoatomic ion transmembrane transport. The transcript is spliced from 10 exons.
CUCCUUCUCCUCCUGCUCCUUCGCCUUCUUUUUUCUUCUUCUUUUCUUCUUCUUCUUCUCUGUUGUUCUUCUUCUUUCUCCUUCUUUCUUCCUCUUCUUCUCUUUGUCAUUGUUGUUCUUCCUUCUACUUCUUCUCGUUGUCCUUCUUCUCUUUGUUGUUCUUUUUCUUCUUUUUGUUGUUGUUGUUGUUGUUCUUAUUCUCUUUGUUGUUGUUGUUGUGUUCUAAUGCUACAUUGUGUUAGCUAAUGGUGUUGAAAGGCUCAUUGAUGAUUAGAAAACCCUUGUGCAGUUAUGUUAGCACAUGAAUAAAAGUGGGAGUUUUCAUGGAAAACAUGGAAUUGUCUGGAUGAACCCAAACUUUUGAACGGUAGUGUACCUAUGUCCUAAUUCUGUGCUGAGCAAAUUGCAAUGAAAUUUCAUUCUGUGUGAUUAAUAAAAUCUGUCUAAGUCUAAUUCUUUGAGCCAUGUUUAAUAUUUUGCUGAACAGCAAAAAGCUGCACUUUACAGACUCAUCCAGCAGGUGUCAGCGUUACUCUGCAAGUAAAUGAAGCAACUUUUGCAUGUGGCUGGCUGGUGUGAAUCAGAAAAGAGCUGCAAUAUGUUAAAAAUAAACAGUUUCAAACAUCUAUAUGUGUAAAUGCAUUUAAAUAAACUACUGCUAAUGUGAAGUCCUGUUUCCUGCAUGGAUGGUUGUGUUUAAAAAUGUGAAUCUGCUCAUGAGUUGAUCACAAAUGACUGACGUGGCGGCAGAUGAUAAAAUCUGCAGGAAUGAACGAGCAGGGAAGCCUGACGGACGCUCGGCUUCUCCCACCUCUGAGCAUCUCCCUCUUUAUUCGUUCCCCUGCAUCCCUCUCCCACUCCAUCCUCCCCCCUUUCCUCUCCCUGCCUCACCACCACCACCGCUCAGAAGCUCUCCACACUUCUUCCCCACAGCCUCUCUUUCCAGUCUCCAUCCCUGACAUUACUGUUCUUUCAUUAUCUUCCCUGUGAGUUUGUGUCUCUGCCACUCUUCCUAUGCUGACACCGAGGAAUGCAGAAUGAGGCGAGCUGUGGCUCUUUGGCUGCUGACAGUCGCGACUCUGCUGCGAGUGUCGCUGCAGGGUCCUCACCAGCGUUUUCUGCUCAGGGAGCUGCUCAGAGACUACAACCCCAUGGAGAGGCCGGUGGCCAACGACUCCCAGACGCUGACCGUCCAGUUCUCCUUCACUCUGAUGCAGGUCAUGGACGUGGAUGAGAAGAACCAGAUCCUGACCACCAACGCCUGGCUGCAGAUGCAGUGGUACGACCACUACCUCCAGUGGAACCAGUCUGAGUAUCCUGGAGUUAAGAACCUGCGUUUCACCCCCGACCAGGUCUGGACUCCUGACAUUUUGCUUUACAACAGCGCUCACGAUAAGUUCGAUGCCACCUUUAAGACCAACGUUCUGGUCAAUUCCAGUGGCUUCUGUGAGUAUCUGCCUCCAGAUGGACGCACCAAACAGUCUCCCUCCCUCAUUACAUCUGCAGAUGAUUUGUUUUCCUUUGGCUGUAAACCAUCCUGGCUUGUUAUUUCUGCAUUUCCAGGGAUAUUUGUGAGCACGUGCAGCGUGGACGUGAGGUGGUUUCCGUUUGACAUUCAGCGCUGCGAGCUCAAGUUUGGCUCGUGGACGUUUGACGGCUGGCUGCUGGACAUCCAGAUGAAGGAGGCAGACGUGUCCGGAUACAUGCCAAACGGAGAGUGGGACCUGCUGGAGGUCCCUGGGGGGCGACAUGAGGUUUUCUACGACUGCUGUGCUGAGCCUUAUCCUGACGUUACAUUCGUGGUAACGCUGCGAAGGCGAACGCUGUUCUACGCCCUGAACCUCCUCAUCCCCUGUGUGCUGCUGUCCUCCAUGACCCUGCUGGUCUUCCUGCUGCCCGCCAACUCCGGGGAGAAAAUCAGCCUGGGCAUCACGGUUCUGCUUUCUCUGACUGUCUUCAUGCUGAUGGUUGCAGAGAUUAUGCCCGCCACUUCAGAUUCGGUCCCGCUGAUUGGUCAGUACUUUGCCAGCACCAUGGUGAUUGUUGGGAUGUCGGUGGUGGCUACAGUCAUCGUCCUCCAGUUCCAUCACCACAACCCUAACAGUGGACACAUACCAAGAUGGGUGAACUUGGUUCUGCUGCAGUGGGUUCCUUGGUUCCUCCGGAUGAAACGUCCAGGCGAAGGAGCUGAACCAACUCUCUCCAGCAGCCAGGCAGAUUCUCAGAGUAAGACCCUGUCCUCUCCGACCACCACCACCACUACCACCACCACCAUCCCCACCCCGCUGCCCUCCAUCCUCCCCCAGAGCCUCAACUCCCUGCAGGCCAGCCUGGUGCAGCUCAACCACCCCCUGUCCCACAUGCUGCCCCACCGGCCCAACCUCCAGCCGGUCAUCCUCCCGAACCCCGUGCACAGAGACCCCAGCCCCAAUCCUCACCCCCAGCCCAACGGCCACCUGCCUUACAUGGGCUUCCAGAGCUUCCAGACCACUGCAGAACUGGAACCAGUGCAGAGGUGCAGAACCACCAGCCAUGGGAGGAGUAACAGUGGACUUGGUGGUGGAGAUGGAGAAGUAGCAGCAGCAGCAGUAGGAGGAGGUCCGGUUGGAGAUACACCGAUACACCACCACCUCCCAGCUUCAAAGUUUGGGAGCCCUCCACUGGAGCCUCCAGUUUGCCCGGACCCCAACCCAUCCACCUCCGGACCCUGCGGUUCAGAGGCUGGUGUCGGUAGAUCAGCUGCUGUUUAUUCUAACAGCGGAAUGGCCCGAUCUGUGGCGGUGGACAACCAGUUGCAGGCUCUUCUGGCAGAGGUUCAGUAUCUAGUUGAGCGGGUUCGUGAGCAGGACCGGCAGCUGAGUUUGGCCGAGCAGUGGCAGUUCGCUGCAGCCGUCAUCGACCGACUCUGCUUGGUCGGAUUCAGCGUCUUCAACAUCAUCUGCACCAUCGCUAUCCUCAUGGCUGCACCCAACUUUGGAGAAGCGCUGUCCAAAGACUUCCUCUGAGAGGCAACUAAAGAGAUUCAAGAGCUUUGUAGAUGUCAAUGGAUGAAGGAAGCACAAUUGUUGUCAGUGACACUGGGACAUGAAAUAGCAAAUAAUUCCUAUUUAUGAGCCGGACUGGACUGUGGCACACGACGAGCGGACUGUGAUUCAGAAACAUUCUUUUUUUGUUUUCUUUUAUUCCUGAUACACUUGCCUCGAUCAUCCUCACGCAUCCUUACAGUGUUUCAUUAAUGUUUUAAUGAUGGUUUGUGGUUUAACUGGUAAAAUCAUGGGAUAGUGAUUAUUUUGAACAUCUACAGUGUGCAGCAGAAGUGACCAAAGUGCAAAACACCUUGAAUGUAAAAGGACUCAGUCUCUCAAUAACUGCGUUACUUUUAAGUUGAACAGUACGUUAUUUGCCUCAAUGCAACAAAUGUCAGCAAACCUUUCGUUAUUUCAUUAUUUUUUCAAUACUUAGUAUAUACCAGUGUUCUACAAAGUCCUGCAGAGAUGCUCUUUAAUUCUUCAGAGACUAUUUAUUUCAGCUGUUCUUUGCUGGAGAUGUUGUGUUGCUCUGCCCUUCCAUUUAAAAUCCCCCAGAGGCAUUAUAUUGGAUUCCAGGCAAACAAAAUACUUGUCCGUGAAGUACUUUUUACUUCUUUUGUGUGUGCUUUGGACGGUUCUCAUGCUGGAAUAUCCAUCUUCUUCCAGCUUCUGCAGGCUGGGACUCAUCAUCCAGUGUGUUGGUUCAUCUACAGACGUUCAUCUAGAAAUGUCAUCAACACCUUCUGACCUCAUUCAGCCCCACAUCAUCACACUUCCACCUCCGUGCUUCACUGUCAGGACUAUUCAUCCACUGUGGUAGUCCUGGUCAGGUUCACACCAAACAUGCUGGACUCCAUCUGAACUCAUUUAUCUUCAUCUGACCAAAGAAUGUUCUCCAACAUUCGCUUCUUUUCACUUUUUUUCUUUAGUCAGCCACUGUGGCUGACAUUAUGCGCCGUCCUUCACACUGUCUGAGCUUCACAGAAAUUCUGCUUUCCAUUGACAACCCCUGUGCCAAGUCCGAAACAUCUUUUUCACAGCUAGAUUGUGAAAGUAGUUCACUGAGGAGUCAUUGUAGGAGGACAACCACUGCAGCCCUGAUUAGUGCUACUAUGGCUCCUUCUAUACCUCCUGAUUACUGCUGACACUGUGUUUUCACUGAUUUCUAGUUGAUCUCUAGAGUCAUUUUGCAUCUAUGUGAAGUCUCACAAUAAGAGAUCUCAGUUUCUCUGGCAGCUCUUUUCCAUGUGGAGCCAUGAUGCAGACAUAGACACAGUCCAUAAGCCCCAAACUGAGUAAGUUCUGCUGUUCACAGCUCAUUUUAGAAUAAUGUUUAUGCUGUUAGACUGGUUGGAAAUCACAGAUGGAUUCACUUUAGCUGACUUUCUACUUCUGGGUCUCUAUUUUCAAUCUAGUCUUUCCAAAAUGUUUGUUUUUGGUUCAUAAAAAGAAAACAUUGAUGCAAUUUUUCAACCAUUUCACGUCAAGAUAUUGACGUUGGUGUUCUCACUUCUGCUACAUACUGUGAAUAAGAAAAAGCGUUUUGUGAAGAAGGAAACUGAAAGAACUGCAAAGCCCGACUCCUAACCGUGUAUUAUUACUGCCAUGAUGUGAAACCACGGGAUGCAGCAGCUUGACAUUGAUGUGCUGCAUGUCAAAUACAGAGGAUUUACAUUCAAACGGGGUUCAUUUACAUAAAACCUCAUUACUGACAGGCAGUUUUCCACCAGGCAUCUUGUGUUUCCUGCACAUAUAUUUUGUCACCACUGAUGUUUGUUUUUUCUCUGCUUUUUCAGUUUUCAGUUACAUCGAAUUUCAUUUAACAUGACAUUAAAAAAUCAUUAUGAACACACAGAGAAGAAAAGUCUUUUCCACAAUAAUAAAUCCUGAAAAUUACCCGUGUUUUGGCUCAAUGAGACUGAGAAUUAAUCUCAGCAUCACUCUUAACUCAUGUUUGCUUCACAGUGCUCACUCUGAAGCAGAAAGAAAAAUAACAGAAAAAUAUCUAGAAAUCUGCCACUGGAAUAUUUUUCUGUCUCUUGCAAUUUAUUUCCUGUAAAACAUCACUCUGCAGAGCUCUGACAUCUGCCAUUUCUGAUUUGGAAGACACCAGUGAUUGUCCCUACAAGGUUGCUGCACAUAAAAGUAAUAGAUCCACUGUUUAGUCAUGAUGAGGAACAUUAUUUUAAUUAUUAUUAUUAUUGUGAAAUAGAAGAAAACAAUGCAACUCUGUGACUCUUCCUGUAAAGGAUGACAUGUAUUUUGCAGAACUCUUGGAGGGUUGUGACAGACUGAGCUGUAAAUAUUGUGAAAUAAAUGCUCUUUUGUAUUCGCCA